Anarrhichthys ocellatus (wolf-eel) is the source of this 894-nucleotide messenger RNA. Its product is annotated as gap junction beta-6 protein-like. Gene Ontology annotation, cellular component: connexin complex. Gene Ontology annotation, biological process: gap junction-mediated intercellular transport; cell-cell signaling. Lineage: Eukaryota; Metazoa; Chordata; Actinopteri; Perciformes; Anarhichadidae. The transcript has 6 exons. Gene Ontology annotation, molecular function: gap junction channel activity. The coding region runs from base 27 to 803 and encodes 258 amino acids. The record is from RefSeq and is a predicted model, not a curated record.
AACAACCUGACUGUGCAGAAACAAGGAUGUCUUGGCCUGCUCUGUACGCUCAGUUGGUCGGGGCAAACCGUCACUCCACCAGCCUGGGUAAAGUCUGGCUCUCGGUGCUGUUUAUUUUUCGGGUCAUGGUGCUGGUCGUGGCUGCUGAGAGCGUCUGGGGCGACGAGCAGUCUGACUUCACCUGUAACACGCUACAGCCUGGCUGUGAAAACGUCUGCUACGAUCAGUUCUUCCCCGUCUCCCACAUCCGUCUGUGGUGUCUUCAGCUUGUCUUUGUCUCCACGCCAACGCUCCUGGUUGCAAUGUAUGUGGCCUAUCGGAACCACGGUGACAAGAAGAGGCUCCUCCAGGGUUCUGGUAGAGCUGGUUUCCUCAGCAGCAAAGGCCAGGAGGAAGAUCUGGAGACUCUCAAGAGAAGGAGACUCCCGAUAGCUGGUGCCCUCUGGUGGACGUACGCCUGCAGCCUGGUGUUCAGAUUGCUGUUUGAAGGAGGCUUCAUGUAUGCCCUCUAUGUGGUAUACGAUGGUUUCCAGAUGCCACGGCUGGUGCAGUGUGACCAGUGGCCGUGUCCUAACCUGGUGGACUGCUUCAUCUCUCGUCCCACCGAGAAAACCAUCUUCACCGUCUUCAUGGCCACUGCCUCCUCCAUCUGCAUGGUCCUUAACAUGGCUGAGCUUGCAUAUCUUGUAACCAAGGCUGUCACUAGGAGUCUCUGUAGUCAGAAGGAGAGGAAAACAUGCGGAAAAUCCAGCCGAGAGAGGACGCAGAAUAAAACAAACCACAAGUCACUUGUCUCAACCUGAGGAAGCAGGAACAAGAUGGACGAUACAUGCAGUUAAAGGACUUAUAAAACGGAAUAUUUACAAGUGGUACACUCAUACCACUCAAAAAGUG